Blepharisma stoltei is the source of this 402-nucleotide messenger RNA. NCBI's taxonomy places the organism in Eukaryota, Ciliophora, Heterotrichea, Heterotrichida, Blepharismidae. The record is from the annotation of a GenBank genome assembly.
AUGCAUCUACUAGGAGAGUACUUCGACGAGCGUGAGUGGCAGCUGGACUUCGAGACCCCAUUUUAUAUAAUCAGGAAAGAAACUCUGACAAACUAUAGCGGCUACUCAGCCACCAAAGGCAUCAAAGAAACCAUGUCAAGCAUGUAUCUGGCCUGCACUAAAUAUGAUCGUAUGUAUAGGCAGUGCAUCAACACUUUUGGCGCAGAGCUCAUCACUGAUAUGUUCAACAAAAAGCACGCUGACUGCAACAGAAUCUUAGAGUCCUUCAGCAACUGUGUGAGGAACCAUCAGUGGUUCCAUGAAACCAAAAAAUACUUCCCUGAAAGAUUUGGCGCUUGGAAAGGAAUGAAAGACUACAAGGGACUUGGAGGCUCAACUUAUAUAACCCCACAAGAUAUUUAA